Cydia pomonella (codling moth) is the source of this 1617-nucleotide messenger RNA. RefSeq lists its product as uncharacterized. The coding region runs from base 63 to 1448 and encodes 461 amino acids. The record is from RefSeq and is a predicted model, not a curated record. Gene Ontology annotation, cellular component: SCF ubiquitin ligase complex. Gene Ontology annotation, molecular function: protein binding. Gene Ontology annotation, biological process: SCF-dependent proteasomal ubiquitin-dependent protein catabolic process. Lineage: Eukaryota; Metazoa; Arthropoda; Insecta; Lepidoptera; Tortricidae. The transcript is spliced from 8 exons.
AAAUGUCAUUUCACUUUCUUCAAUGAUUAUGGAGUGUGGAAUUAAAAGGAGUGACAUCUCUUAUGGUAGAACUGUUGCAACUUCAAUGUUUUGAAUUUGAAUCAUGGAAACUUGGAAUUGGAAACUUACUUGUUACUUGUGAAGUUAACUUUAGACAGAAGAUCAGAAAGAUGAGACAUGAAGAAGAAGUUGUUAUAUAUAAUGAACUGACUAUACUGGACUACCUUAACGAGGAUUGCUGGCGCGCGGUACUGGACUAUGUGCCUGUCAAGGACAUCAUAUGCUCCGAGCGAGUCAGUAGCCACUGGCAGAGAAUUGUGCUGCUGUAUUUGUCACAUAUGCGUUUUCUUAUAACAUAUAAAGAUCACUAUCAAUGCCUCGGUGUCCCGAUGGAAAUUCCAAAUGUCACUUCUUUUGAGGUGGAUAUAGAUGACUGGCCGUCAUUUCUUAGCUGGACUAACAAACUUGGUUCUUCGGUUGUAGGCAUUCAUUGCACUUGUUUGGAAACUUUGAAAACCAUCGGUCUAAAUUGUCCAAAAUUAGAAGGUUUGGGGUUAUUUUACCCUUUAACAGAAAAACUUUUACAAGACGAUGAGAUCAAAAACUUCAAAUUCCUGCGAAAGCUUGGUCUCACAUUUAUUGAUAUGUCGGACCAAUGUCUAAACCAAUUCAUAAACUGCACUGUGUUAGAGGAACUCUUCAUAUGUAAUAAUGAAAAAAUGACUGGUGAAUGCUUAAAUAAUAUGCGAUUGAGCAACAUAAAAUCCCUUAUACUUGACUAUUGCCCCGAACUUAAGUUACGUCACCUGGUGUCGGCCGUUGACCACUUCAAUAAGCUGACGAAACUUGUACUCGCCGAUCCUACCACUGAAAUACAUGAUAAUGCUAAUAUUUUGGUGGAUAAGUUGCCUAAUUUGGAAUACUUGCACUAUGUACAGAGGGAUGAAGAUCUAGAUUUUGCAUACCAUUCCAUCGGCCAUUUUUUUAAGUCGGUCUGUGGUCUAGGGAGGUUGAAGCAUCUUUAUGUGCAUGGAUUUAUAAAUGACUAUGACUUAGAUACUAUAACGCGAUGCUGUAAGGAGCUCCAUUCAUUGGAGUUAGAAGAAUGUGUAGAUGUUACACCAAACGGCCUAUGGAGCGCCUGCCAGAAUGCCGGGGAGCGCCUGACCACACUCAGCCUGGACGGUUGUGACGAGCUGACAGAUGAUGCCAUCGUAGCCUGUAUCCGUUCAUGUCCUAACCUCACGUCGCUCAGCGUGCGUAACAUCAGGGCGCUAACGCUGAAAGUAAUCUCGCGCGCAGAAGCCGCACGGCGCGAGGUACACGCACCGAUGCUACUCCGUAUCUUUGUACACGGCACCAAGCUGUACACUUUGAACUUCCCUGACAGGGUGGCGUCCGAAAAAGAGAUAAUAAUUGAUCACAGUUUACGGGAGAAGUGGUGGUGAAAUAAUCAAGACACAAACAUGUUCAAAAAGAGCUACUGUUAUAUAUCUUAUUUUGUAUUACAAUCUACACACAUAUAUGUAUAUGUAUCAUGCUUAUAAAAAAACUUUACCUUCUUUCACAUAUUUAUAAUAUAAAUAUACUCGUAUUUAUUAAUCUAAUAGUUUUUGA